AAAAAAGUUAGUUAAAUUUAUGUAGCUGAAGUCAGUUCAUCAAUACUACAUAAAAGCGAAAAAUCAAUCUAAAGAUUAGAAAGGGACUAAAAUUAAAGAAUAACCAUAAACUACAGCAUCUUAAAUAUCUUUAAUUUUGAGUAGAAUGAACAACAAAACCAUUUAAGAUACGAAAGCUACAUCUGAUAGGGUUAAAAAUAAUAUACAAAUAUCACCUAAAUUAUAAAAUUGUUUAUCAGCAUCAAAUUUAAUGAGCAAGACAUCAUAAUCACCAAAAUUGAGUGAAUAUACUUUAAUUGAUAAGAAAUUUGCAAAAGAAUGUCCAAGUAGAAUCACUAAUGGAAAUGAAAUUUAAUUACCAUAUGAUGUAAACAGUUUUUUAGAGAUGGAGGAGAGAAAAAGAAAUUUAAAUAAUUUUAAAGAAUAACUUUCAUCAAACAUAAUGAAAAUUUAGCAUCUAGAUUAACUUUAAACUUAAGUAAAAUUAAUUGAAUAAUAGUUACAUUCUAUUGUAUAGACAAUAAUUUAAUUGAAAGUAAGUAUAUAUUUUGAUUUAAGGAUUCUUUAUGUUUGUAAUUGUAAUAGGAAUAAUUAUCUUAUACAUAAAUUACUUAAAAUAUUUCUGAUUCAUUGUAUAAGAUGAAGGAUGAUAUACUUCAUAAUGAAGUGAAUAUAAUAGAAUCUAUGUAAAUGAAACCAUUUAACAAUAUAAUGACAAUAUAUAAAAAGAGAUUGGAUGAACAUCAAAGUUGUGUAUAAUAAAUGAUUUAAAAGAGAUAAUUUGUUAUACAAUUGAAUUAAUGGUGUUAAUAAUUGAUGUUAAAAUUAUAAGUUGAUAAUAAAUCAAAAUUUGAUUGUGAGGAGAAGGAGAAUUGUAAUUAUGAGAGCAAUAAGAUAGCAGAAUCUCCAAAAUUUCGUAGCAAUUGA
Paramecium sonneborni is the source of this 927-nucleotide messenger RNA. The record is from the annotation of a GenBank genome assembly. NCBI's taxonomy places the organism in Eukaryota, Ciliophora, Oligohymenophorea, Peniculida, Parameciidae.